Molecule: messenger RNA, 1607 nt
Organism: Raphanus sativus (radish)
Lineage: Eukaryota; Viridiplantae; Streptophyta; Magnoliopsida; Brassicales; Brassicaceae
Product: pathogen-associated molecular patterns-induced protein A70
Exons: 1
Coding region: 84-1259 (391 amino acids)
Source: RefSeq, a predicted model, not a curated record
UGCAUACCUGAAAAAAAUACAAAUAAACGCCACUCAAAAAAGAAAAGAAAAUAAAGAUAAUUCAAAUAUAAAUAUAAGUCCUUAUGUGCAGUUCUCCUUCCGACAACAACAUAAACACACACUUACAGAAAAGAAAGAAAAAUAUGGAGUUAGUCUCGACGGCGGCUAGCUGGUUCACUCCAACGACUCUCUUCCUCCUCCUCAAUCUUAUGAUCGGCACCAUCGUCAUCACUUCUCGAAUUGGGUCAUCGGGUUCAAGGAAACAACACCCGCAUCACGACGGUUUCGGGUCGGGCCAUGCUCCGUUAGCCAGAGCUCCGUCGAUUAUGGACCGAGUCAAGUCCAUCAAUUUCCAUCUCUACAAAUUUCCCCAUCCAGAAACCGAUCUCUUCUCGACGACGACCCACCAUCACGACGUAAUCGGGUCGGAUCUUCACGUGUAUCCAGACCCGAAUCCGGCUCCGUUACAACGCGCUCCUUCUCUCUUGGACCGUGUCAAAUCCAUCAACAUGUCAUCGUACUUCAAGUUCCCUCACGACGUAACCGGUUCGGAUCCUCACUCCCACUCUCACCCGGAUCCGACUCCGCUGCAGCGUGCUCCUUCUCUCCUGGAUCGGGUCAGAUCCAUCAACAUGUCACACUUCAAAUUCCCGCAGUACACCCCCGAGGAAAACCACUCCGCCCCCACUCACGCGGAACCGACCCGAUUCGAUCAUACUCCGACCCGCAUGGGUCGGGUCGACCCGAUCGACAUAUCGAAAUUCAGGAUUCCGGAGGAGGACCAACCGGAACCCGAAACCCGGUUCGAUAAUCAAAUCAACCCGCCCGGUUUAGCUCGAGCUCCCUCCAUCUUAGAACGCGUCAAAUCCAUCAAGCUACCCUCUUUCUACAGAUCCGACCCGGAUACCCGACCCGACCCGGAUUCAUCCCUCCACGAAGACCACAAGCCCGUCAGGAGCAAAUCGGAGUCCAAGAAACCGGUCAAGAAGAAGAAGAAAGCGACGGGGAAGAUGACGAAAUCGGCCAGCGAGAAGUCCGGUUUCGGCUUCGUCGAGGAGAAGGAGGCGGCCGAGAGCGCGGAAUCCGUCGAGCGGAGAAGACCGGACACGGCGAGAGUCGAGAGGUCGACGUCGUUCGGCGACGGAGAAGACGGCGUGGACGCGAAAGCUUCGGACUUCAUCAACAAAUUCAAGCAGCAGCUGAAGCUGCAGAGACUCGAUUCGAUUCUGAGGAACAAGGAGAUGCUCAAGGCCAAGUGAUUGCAAGGUGGAGAGAUUGGUGUUUCGUUUAAACUCUCGUCGCCGCCGUCGUCUCCGCUGUUUUCGUGGAGGAGAAUGAUAGUGGAGUAACCGGUGAUAUUUGCGUUUACCGAUAGUGCCCCUGUAUGUUGAGGACAUUACUGUAAUUUACAUGAUUUAUUGUUUUUAGUUAUUAUAGCAGACAAAAAAACGUAGCUGCUUUAGUGAAGUGGGGCGUUGUUCUUGGAUCUGGGACGUUGUUUUGCGUCCAAGUUCUAUUGUUUCAACUCAACUACUCGUGUAGUAACGUUUCCUAGAUUCUGCCUUUUUCGUCUUUUUUGAUUUAUUUAUAUAUUUGUUUAUCUACUA